CAGUCACGCCGUGUCCGACCUACAGCGCGUGUGCGUGUGUGUGUGCUGCGUAGUCGUUAUCAGUGAUAAGGCCUGGACGCCCACCACCGCCCAUAACCUGUGCGUAUAGACAGAAUGUCCCAGCAGUGGGUGCUAGUGGUGCUGGUGCUGGUAUGGCAGACAUCGGGAGAGCAGCAGCAGAAGUUUGCCAUGGAGCCGCAAGACCAGACAGCAGUGGUCGGCAGUAGAGUCACUCUACCCUGCAGAGUCAUCAACAAGUCUGGACUGCUGCAAUGGACCAAGGAUGGCUUUGGUCUUGGCAACCUCACCGGCUUCGAACGAUACUCGAUGGUUGCCAAUGAAGAAGAAGGCGACUACUCUCUACAAAUAUUUCCUGUAUUGUUGGAGGACGACGCAGUGUACGUUUGCCAGGUGGCGCCAGGACCAAGUGGUGAUCCUCCUCUCAGUUCCACUGCUGCCAACCUCACAGUGCUGGUGUCCCCUGAACCUCCAGUCAUCAUCCAGGGCAGCCAACUGCUCACAACUGAAGGCAGAGACAUUCGAGUGGAAUGCAUCUCAAUAGCUGGAAAACCUCCAGCAGAGAUCACCUGGAUAGACGGCCUUGGUAAUGUACUGCAGGAGGGAACAGAACAGUUUCAUGAACCUCUGACUGACCAGCCAAAGUUGGUGACAGUUAGGUCGGUCCUCAAGAUGAGACCUACCAAGGACCACCACAACACGACUAUCACCUGUCAAGCUCAGAACAUGGCUGACAGGACAUAUCGCAGUGCUAGACUGAGACUAGAGGUCAAAUACGCCCCCAAGGUAAACCUCGUAAUGGUGGGCCAAGGAUCAAAGCUGGCGGAAGGACAAGACGUUAGACUGCUGUGCUCUGUUAGUGCUAAUCCUCCAGAAGUAUCGUACCGUUGGUUCAUCAAUGACCAACUAGUCCUGGGCGAUCCUGCUUCGGAACUUGUCCUGCAAAAAAUCUCUCAGAAGGACCACAACUCCCUCAUCAAAUGUGAGGUGUCCAACAUGGUUGGCAGGAGUGAGCAGAGUGAAAGACUCGAUGUGAGCUAUGGUCCCAGGUUCAGAGUGAAGCCCUACAGCGUGCAGGCCGAUGUUGGGGCAACAGUCACCCUCACUUGUGAUGUUGAUGGAAACCCAAAACCAAACAUCGUCUGGAUACAUGAGGACUCUGGCAGGGUAGUGAGCACUUCCUCCAACCUCACAAUCACCGUAACUCACGAGUCUGCCGGACGAUACUUCUGUCGAGCGACAGUCCCUGGGUUCCCCGACAUCAAGGCAGAUGCAACCAUCUACAUGAAGGGACCGCCCACCAUCAUCUCUCACCGAACGCAAUACGGCAUUCCCGGCGACACUGUUAGAUUAGAAUGUUCCGCAUUUUCCAUACCAACGCCUCAAAAAGUUGUAUGGAACUUCAAGGGCGAGGACGUUGCUUCUGAUUUGAAUUAUUCAGUUUUGGAGGAUCAGCUGACGGAAGGUAUCAAAAGCACUCUGAUUAUCCAAGAGUCAAGACUGGAGCAUUUUGGAGUUUACAACUGUACGGUGUCCAACCCUUAUGGCAGUGACGUGGUGGAAAUCACACUUAAAGCUCAGAAGAGUUUUCCCUUAAAUUCCACUGUGUUUGGUAUUAUUGUGGUAGUUCUCCUGAUCAUAACUGUUUCCAUGUUACUUCUUCUGUGUCAACGAAAGGAGAAAAAGAUUCACAUUGACAAGACCGACCAUCUGAAACACCAGAAAGAAAGUGACAGAUCGUCUAACAUAUCAGAUUUGAAACUAGAGAUAGAAUACAGUGGUGGUGAAGGAGAGGGGGGAAGUGAGACGGCCAGUGAGAGGGGAGGAGGGGGUCUUGGCCUCCCAUUGGCUGGACCGGUCCCUCUUGACCAUCGCUACUCUCAAAGAUACUCCUUCGCCGACUACUCUGAUCAAACGUUCCCUCCGAAAAAUAACAAUCAGAACAACGGCUACGUCGCUUACCUAGACUACUCCCGAGACUACAGUCCGCCCACUCCUCUGCCAGCCGGAGUGUCACCAGUACCAUCAGACAACACUGUAGACCCUAGGUACUCGGCGGUCUACGGCAACCCCUACCUGAGGCAUCCCGUGUCCCAGCUACCCCCUCCCCCUAGCAGACCCCAGGGUCCCCUACCUCCGCCUCCCUACGCCACCAUGACCGGUGUCCUGACCAAGACCAUCAACAGCGACGCCAACAGAGGAACUCUUGCCACUCAUGUGUAGCGUUUAUGUGAUUCCAUUGUAAAUAAUUUAGUUACGAGUUUCCAUGUGUUUUGAAUGCAGCUUAAACAAACUUUACAAUUUCGUAGAGAUAAGAAUUGUAUUGUGUUCAGCUAAAAAGAUACUUGAUCCAAUAAUCCAGUUGGAUUGAAAGUAUGUGAUGUGUUAUUAUAGAAAGGUACCAAAGAUAAACUAACGUCUUGGCUGAUCCGUCUAUUUGUAUAGCUUUUCUUGUGUCUUGAUAAAUUAAUGGUUUAUUUUCAUUGAGGUUUCCAACUAUAAAAGUAAAAAAAUGUCAUCAGUAAACAUUACGGAAUUUAAAAAUGUCUAAGUCUGUUAAAAAGCAAAAAAUUUGUAAUUUCAGAAAAUGUAAUUCCCAUUCCAAAAAAGAUCGCAUUUUAAAAUGUUACUAUUGGUUUUGUGUAUUUAAAAUAAUGGUUGGGGAGUUACCAGUUAUGUAAACUUUUUACUUUUACUAAGUGACUGAGUGGAGGGAAUUUGAAAGAGUAAUUGUCCAAAAUUAUUGUACAUUGAUCUUGAAACAAACCUAUUAUUUAAGUAGUGUUUGUUUACUAUGGAUAAAAGGUUCAUCAGCCAUACUUUAAAUUAUUUUUAUGUACAGCCUUUGUAAAAACAUUGAAUGUCUUCCUUAACCUGUAUUAUGCUUGAUACAAUAUGUUAACUGAAUAACAACGCUCAUACAACUAUUCUACUACCACAUUUUAAUUUAUUUAUUGUGUUCUUAUAUAAGCUAGCAUCAACCUUGUAAGAAAUAUUAAACUACUAAAUGUAAGAUUUAAACUAUGCUGUUAUAAGACUGUGGCUUUCUUUCAAAGUAUCUAAUUGCUGAAAUAUUGUGUAACUAUUGUAUCCAUUGAAAUGUUCCUACAUUUUUUACAUAUUUUGUAAAGUUAUUUGCUCGAGAUGAGGAAUGAAAUUCACAUCUCUCUUGUUUGUAUGAAAAGUCUUGUUUUGUAUUGUUGUUAGGUUUUGUAAGGUAUGUGUUAUUGUGAGAAAACAAAAAAGUGCUCUUAUAAAUUGUUGUUUUCUAUUCAUUGCAUUUAUAUGACAAAUAUUCUGUACUUACAUUACCGAAAAUGUACUUAAAACUGUCUUAAGAAAAUAAAUAUUAAAUUUUUGUA
This is a messenger RNA of Macrosteles quadrilineatus (aster leafhopper), 3380 nucleotides long. Its product is annotated as irregular chiasm C-roughest protein-like. NCBI's taxonomy places the organism in Eukaryota, Metazoa, Arthropoda, Insecta, Hemiptera, Cicadellidae. Gene Ontology annotation, cellular component: cell-cell junction. The record is from RefSeq and is a predicted model, not a curated record. Gene Ontology annotation, molecular function: cell adhesion molecule binding. Bases 115 to 2241 code for a protein of 708 amino acids. The transcript has 11 exons. Gene Ontology annotation, biological process: cell-cell adhesion.